This is a messenger RNA of Oldenlandia corymbosa var. corymbosa, 1664 nucleotides long. The record is from the annotation of a GenBank genome assembly. Lineage: Eukaryota; Viridiplantae; Streptophyta; Magnoliopsida; Gentianales; Rubiaceae.
GGGAAACAAAGAACCCGCCCGCCGCUACUUAACUCCUUCCCUUCCCAUCAAAUUUCUUACACUCCGUCCCCCAUCCAAAUUGAUUCAAAGUUUCCAUCUUUUUCUCAUCUUUCACUUUUUUAUGAUCUGGGUUUUCAUCGAAAUUUUGUAUUUAUCGUGUUUUUACCACUCUCCACAAUCUAAAACUUUAAAAAAAGGGAUUUUUUUUUUUUUUUCUGGGGGGUAACUGACACAGGUGAAGAAAGAUCAAAGGAGGAGGGAAAAUGAAUAGGGUUAAAUUGGUGGUGUUUCCUAUUAAAGGGAGGAAUUGGGUAUUUAGCAGUAGCAGAUCCAUUGACACUUCUCAGUCAUCAUCAUCUCAAAUUCCCUCCACAUUGAAGGAUUUAUGGAAGAAGAUGACUGUUUCUAAACAUGAUUCUGUGAACCAUUCUUCUCCUCACUCUUCCAAUGUGGAACUUCUCGUUGAUUUCACUGCCCAUAAGAUGAAUGGAGCAUGGAAUAAGCUGGGAAAUGCUCCGGAGGGGUCUUUUAAGAGCAAGAUUCACGGGUUGGGAUUGAAGCUUUUAUCUAGGGUGAAGCCGAGUGAGAUUUUCUUGAAAUCCAUCCCUAAGGAUGCUACUCUUGCGGAAAUCACCUAUCCCUCCGGCUUAAAUCCACGUCUUGUCCGCAGAAGGAUACGACAUGUUGCCUCCAGGGGCGCAAUUCUGCACAAGAAGUACUUUUAUGCAUCAGUUACACUGCUUCCGCUUACAUCUCUCUUAGCAGUACUACCCAUGCCUAACAUUCCAUUCUUUUGGAUCUUGUACCGAUCAUAUUCCAAUUGGAGAGCUCUUAGGGGUAGUGAGAAACUUCUUCAACUGGUGUCAGAUAGUUCUGUUCAUCAAGAAUCAUCAUCAUCAUCUCCCAGCAAGGGUAAUGGUUCGCAACAAAACUCAGGAAAACAAGAUUCAAAAUCUCUUGGUUCUUCACUAUUGGUAGGUGUUUCCAUCAUCUGAUCUUCUGAGGUUAUUUAUUCACGAAGGAAAAAAUAAUGCUAAUAGGGUUUAUGGCUCAUCAUUAUGAUGAUCCAUAACAUGGCCUCUGAAUCUCUUACAGAAGGAUAAUGAUAAUGGGGAUAUUUGGAUUAUGUAUGCUGUUAUCCUUGUCCUUGUUCUCUUGUUGUCAUCUGGUUAGUAUUCACAUGAAAGUCCGUUUUGUGGUAUCAAUGACUUGAUUCAGGUGUUGCAACCGUCUGAAGAACUGCAGAAGCUACUAAAAGACAACCUUGCUGAAGAUGAUCUCGAUGAGUCUUCGGUUUCGGACAUAUGUCAGAAAUUCAAGUUAAACAGUAGGGAUAUUUUGAAGUUCAAAGACUCUUUGUAAUUAAAGCAAUAUUCUCUGUUUUUCCUUGCUUUUGAUAGGUGUAGGAUAGUUUCUAGCCCAUAAGAGAGAAAAGAUCCAUUCCUCCCCAUCCCCACCAGAAAAUUUUGCAGUGCUCAUUUAAUCAAUGUAGAAUUUGAUUUAACAGUAAUUAGUGUGAAGAAUUUGGGAAAUAGUACUUAAAUCCUCCAUUAUCUUCAUUUUCUACUCCCAUUAUCUUUUCACCUUUUCACACAAAAAAAAAACAUAAAUAAAUAAAAUUACUCUCCUCUUUUUAUUGUUGUAGAAAUGAAGUCCAUUCAAGA